AUGUUCCGCGGGCAGCGUGCUUGGUUCUCGCAGAGCGUCAGCCCGGGCCCGCGGGGGCUGUGGGCAGACGGCGGAGGGACGCUCGCCCACUGGCUGGAUGCCGAGUACCUCUUCAGCAGCGAUGCUGCCCACCCCGACACCCGCAGCAUACACGAGAGUCUCAGUUACCUGGAGGGCAGAGCCACAGUCUUUCACUCCUCCUACCUCUCAGUGUGUGCGAGCACCGGAGCUGGAGAGAGGCCCUCGGUGGUUCUGGGCCACUUCGUCCUGCCCCCUGCCUGCCUGCAUGAAGAAAUCAGAAGGAAAAUUGGCCGGUUUAUCUGGGAGAAGGCAGAUGCCCUUGAAGAAGAGCCCAACGAAAAUCCGACAGAGGAACCAGAAGCAGCAAGAAAUGACUGUGAGGAAGAAUCAGAGGAGGAAGUGCUAGACCUGGCUGAGAGCAGUGAAGAAACAGACUCUGAAGCACCUGCCCAGGGAGAAUUUCCAUACCGUGCCCUCCAGGAAUACCCAAUAAAUAACAUGGUGACAGGCUAUGCCUCUGCACGGGACAUGAAGAAAUAUGAGGGGGAACUCCACGAUUUUAUCCCUGGCACCUCGGGCUAUGCAGCAUACUGGGUUCAAAGCAAGUGCAGCAUUUACUGUGAGAAGACCAAAAUGAAGAGGAAAUGGUAAGGAACAGGUGGCUGCAGCAGCAAAAACUUCAAUGUAAGAGCUGCCAAGUGAUUUAUAAAUUAUCCAGCUACAGCUCAGAGCGUUCAAUGUGUUAUUUAAGUACUGGCUACAGUUACAGCAGUAUUUGCUUCUUUAAGUAACUACUAAAACUAAAUUUCAUAACAAACAUAAAUACAGACAUUUUUCCCCAAA
Molecule: messenger RNA, 864 nt
Organism: Passer domesticus (house sparrow)
Lineage: Eukaryota; Metazoa; Chordata; Aves; Passeriformes; Passeridae
Gene: TERB2
Product: telomere repeat binding bouquet formation protein 2
Exons: 7
Coding region: 1-672 (223 amino acids)
Biological process (GO): meiotic attachment of telomere to nuclear envelope; homologous chromosome pairing at meiosis
Cellular component (GO): nuclear inner membrane
Source: RefSeq, a predicted model, not a curated record